Messenger RNA from Solanum pennellii, 746 nucleotides. RefSeq names its product pectinesterase inhibitor 4-like. NCBI's taxonomy places the organism in Eukaryota, Viridiplantae, Streptophyta, Magnoliopsida, Solanales, Solanaceae. The coding region runs from base 77 to 664 and encodes 195 amino acids. Gene Ontology annotation, biological process: negative regulation of catalytic activity. The record is from RefSeq and is a predicted model, not a curated record. Gene Ontology annotation, molecular function: enzyme inhibitor activity. The transcript has a single exon.
CAAUUUGUGACUAUAAAUAUAUUCAAUUCUUCUCUCUAUAUUCACAAUACAACAUUUCUCCUCAAAAGAAGUAAUAAUGGCGUCUAGUUGCCAAAGCUUGAUUUUUCUCCUCUUUUCAAUUGUUCUAUUCUUGUCACAAACACAUGUUCUAGUCACAGCUGCCAAAGACUCUAACACAAACUUCGUCAAAACCAAAUGCCAAAUCACUACAUACCCGUCACUCUGCGUAAAAACACUAAUUCCCUAUGCAUCUUCUGUUAAAACAAACUCCACAAAACUUUGCAAAGAAGCCCUUAACGUAGCCACAAAAGGCGCACGAGAUGCCACUGCCAUUGUCUUGAAUCUGAAAAAACAAAAGGGAAUUACGCGAUAUGAAGCCGCGGCUAUUAAGGACUGCAUAGAAGAUGUGAAGGAUGCAGUGUACGAACUGAAGCUAGCUGUUGAAGCAAUAGGACAUUUAGGCGAUAAAGAUAAAGCAUUUCAGUUGGCUAAUGCUAAAACAUAUGCAAGUGCUGCUAUAACAGAUGCAGACUCGUGCACAGGUGGGUUAACUGAUCAGGGUAAGGUAAAUCCAAAAGUGAUGGAUGCUAUAAGUAGAAGUAUGGCUGUUGUUAUUAAACUUAGCAGUAAUGCCUUGUCACUCAUUAACCAUAUUUAUGAAUGAUGAAUAGUGACACUUUGUAUUGAAAAAGUUACUGAUUAUCCAUUUUAUUGCUAUAAUUAAUUAACAUUGAUUCUUCAUUGCA